Molecule: messenger RNA, 7644 nt
Organism: Symbiodinium sp. CCMP2592
Lineage: Eukaryota; Dinophyceae; Suessiales; Symbiodiniaceae
Source: the annotation of a GenBank genome assembly
AUGAUACUUCCGCCCGCUGCGCCACGUGGGCCGGCACCAGCUGGGCUGUUCCUGGAGAGGAAAGACGAGUUUGACGAGCGGCUUUUGGCGGCUGCCGACUUUGAGCCUGGCAGUUUGGUUCUUCGUGAGGAGUUCCUGCUGCGUGGGCCCGCAGAGCUUCCACCGCUGGGCAUGUUCCGGCCCGUUCCGGCCGAAGUUGGGACGGUGGAGAUCCAAGGGGAGCCAGGUUUUCCACGUGCUGUGAUCUUUGAUAACGAGCACAUGAAGCUCCUGUUCGAGUUCUUAAACUCAGAGAUCGAGGUCCAGCAAGAAGUGCUGGCAAUGCAAGACUCGAUGCACCCAUCUUCUGAAACGAUGCAGUCAACGAACAAAGUUGCAGAAUGGCUGAUCAGCCAGGAUCUUCCAUGGCUGGAGGACUUGGAUACUUCCUCACUGUCUCGGCUGUUGAGACUUUUCUGCGUCAACAGCCACCCUUGCAAAGCUGCGGGGAGUACCAGUGGCUUGCUGAAGUGGGGGACGAUGAUCAACCACUCUUGUAUUCCUAAUGUCGUUUAUUCCUCGGUGGAAGCAGACGGGAUCUUCGAGGGCCACUUUCGUGCUUGUCGUCCCAUAAAAGCAGGUGAUGUCUUGGGCGUCUCUUACAUGAAACUCCAGGUGAGCUUGGCGCCCCUGGCGCUCCGCAGACGCAUGCUCUGGUAUUUGAAGGGAUUCGUGUGCGAGUGCGACCGCUGCCGACACGAGGUCACGAACGGAGAUCCAAGAAGCUGUGGCAGGGAACCUUCUGCCUCAGAAGUGGAGCUCGAAAAGGAGCUGUCGCAUGCCGUGUUGGGUGCGCUCUGUGCACGCUGGUCUGGGUUUGCUCCGGCGAGAGCGGCUUUGGAGGAUCUGCAGACGCAGGUGGUGAAGCUCCACAGCGGCUCUUUCGCUGUGCAGGGCCUCCGGCUCCUCUUCCUGGCGCUCCAGGCAGAUGAGAUCCUGUCGGGCAAGGGUGAACAUGACGAGCAGGAAUGGUUGUGUGCUCUACGUGAGGUGAGUGGCUGGCAGGAGUCCAUUCGACCUGGGCAGAGUGGAGAUUUGCUCCUAAUGCUAUCCUUCAAGAGCCUGGCACCGACCCUUCGGAGGCUCCGAGAGCUCCAGGGUGAUGCAGAAGGACCAGACCUGGCUUUGAACCGUUCUGCCUCCGUCGAAAGAGUGACGACGCUCACUCUGCCAGAGGUGCUUCCAGCUUGCGUGCCUUUGCCCAAGCGGGCGAACCUACCAUCCCCCAUGGUCCUCACACAGGAUUGGUUAAUGAAGCAUGCGCUGCCGCGCAACGACCUCUUCCUUGCGAAGAGGGUUCUUAUGGACAGAGCAGACCUGACCGCCUGCGACCGGCAAGGCAACAGUGUGCUUGCCGUGGCCGUAGAGCACCAGUGCUCACAAGAGAUGGUGGAGCUUCUCUUGGAGCGUGGAUGUCCGAGAUCCUCCAAGGGACCUCUUGGACCUCCUCUUUCGAUCGCAGCCCGAAGUGGCCGACUCGAGGUUGUGCGGGUGCUCUUGGAUUUCGGGUGCGACCCGUGUGAGAUCGAGGCUUCUGGUAAGUUGUCCGAAGCCGCCAAGAAUUUGCUGGGAUACCUGGUCCCGCUUCCCGACCCGGUGCUCCGGAGAGGCAAAGAGGGCUCUCUGCCACUGCGGUGCUUGCGCCGACAGUUGGCAGUGGAGACCCUCUUGCCUUUGGCAAGCUCUAUGCUGCCGUCCUUACAGGGCGGUCAGCGGAACUUGGAUGCUCAGCUGGUGCAGGUUCUCGUUUUGGCAUGCGAGCAUGCGGCUCCCCUUCCGGCAGAAGCAUUGGAAAGCCUCGUGCAAGUCUGCCGGAGUUUGCUGAUGUCCUUCGAAUCAUCCUCGAUGAACUUGGGCCUUCGCUUGGCCAGCUGCCUUUGCGAGGCCGGCCAAGAUGGAGUCGAGAAGCUGCGUAGAUACGGCAUCUUCAAAAUGCUGCCAGCCCUCGCGGCAGCACCAGAGCUACAUCAGCCGCCCAGGCCGCAGCACAUACGCCAGGCUGCGGCGAAGAUCCUAAGCCGAUGGUCGGAGGAGGUGGCGAGAUCGGAGCCUACUCCCUGCUUGGCCAGCGCCGAGCGAUGGCAGGAGCUCCAACAUUUGACGCCGAGCGAACUAAUCACGCUGAAGGUGCCGCAGAAGCUUCUCCGGGACGCGGCGUUCCGCAGUGCCAUGCCAAAGGAGCUGGCACCGAUGCUUUUGCAGGUCGUUGAAGAAGAGGAGAAGUUUUCUGUGCACGUAUAUCGCGAACGGCAAGAUGUCAGCCUUCGUGUUCUGACGGAGCCUUUCUGGCUAUUUUGCCGGUCAGCUGCCACCGGUAUUUUACAGGGCUCCACGAAGGAUGUUGCCAAUGGUGGUGAAUACGUGGCCGGCACUUCAGAUAUCUUGGCACACGACAGUGACAACGGCUUUGCUCCUCAUGUUCUGGCCUUGGGGGAAUGGCGCUUUGAGGACUUGGAGGAGUGUAGUGGUGCAUCGAACGACUCGAUCGAGCGGAAUGAGGAUGUGCAAGGUUUGGUGAGCGACUACAAGGAGGUGCCAGCCGAGGCAAAGGUAUGGAAAACAUCGACGCUACAGUUUGAGCCGGACGACGAGGCGCUGUACUUGGAGCUCCUCCGAAUAGAGGCCAAGGCUGACGUGCGCGAGACGUUCGCGAAGCUUUGUGAGCAGUGCUGUGUGGCAGUGGUGUCGACAGAGGACAACGAAAUUGUGGACGCCAUUGCACAGUCCGUCGACGGCAUGCUGCUGCAUGAGGCAGCCGUUCCGCUGCUGACGCAGUUCGGCUGGUGCCGCAGAGACAUGGAGGAGCAAGAUGAUGCCUCCUUCACCCUUUGGGAUCCGCCAGACGCAGCUCCUGUGCUUCCCGGAUUCUUCCGCUUGUCCAUACGACCUCCUCCGCCAGAUCCGCCAGGACUGUCCGACACCGUGUGGUCAGUCAUCAUAUCCUUUGAUGCAGAGCUGCCCUUCGAACUGGUCUGGCAGUCAGUCGAGCUUGAUGUGAAGAAUGCAUUCACAAGCGUCUCCAAUAAAUGGUCUGAGAUUGGCUGGCCUGGUGGAGAACAAGAGAUGCUGGAAGUUGUGCACAAGGCAGUGGCAUCAAAUGGCGAAGCCGCAGUUGCUCGAGGGCUGACCCACAGCUCGGCCUCGCGCAUCGCAGAUCGGCUCAUGGCCGCCGUCGCCUGCCGUGUAGUGGCUGAACCCGAAGCAGCACAAGCUCAAGGCUCAGCCAGCCGCGGAAAGGGCAAUGCGAAGAGUGCACUUCGAGACCUCGUGGAGAUAAAAAUGCAAGAUGCAUGGAUGCCAGCAGUUGUCGUCCAAGAAGCUCCUCAGACUUUGUAUGUAUCCCUUGCAACGGGGGCAUUGGCCACUGGAAAGCAUCGCAACAUGCCUGGAUUCGAGGGGCCACGAUUGUACCCUGUUCCGCCGGUGGAGCCGCAAGUCCAGACCCGCGCAGAUCUCCAGGCGCUUGAGCGCGGAGCAGAGUCCUCGAGGGUCACACGUCGAUUCAAUGUCGACGCGGAAUGCCAAGAGGGCGCCCGGACGGAGGAGCCAGCGGCGCCCGCUGUAGCUCCUGUCCUGACGCGGGGCGCCUGGCUGCCCAAGCCAACCUUGGCAUACGAACUCGGUGGGAGCUCGAGCAGCACGAGCCCACCUUCAGUCAGUCUGCUGCGAGGAAAAGAGGUUCGAGUCGACGGGUGCUCGUGGGUCUCGGCUUCAUGGACUACGGUUGGUCUUCCAGAGCUCAACAGCAGUGGAAAGGUGUACUAUGAGCUGCACAUCGAGUCGCAUGACACCCCGCAGAUAGGCUGGGCCUCGGAGAAGUUUCGCUUCUUUGGGGACACCUGGCUUUACGGGGUUGGUGAUGACCUUGAAAGUUGGGGAGUGGAUGGCGCGAGACAAAAGAUUUGGCACGGCGGCGAGGCCGGAAGCUAUCCUUCUUCCUGGGCGAAAGAGGUGGUUGUGGGCUGCGCAGCCGACGUGCCUGCCGGGAUCUUGCAGUUCAGCACAGACGGUGUCUGGGUGACCCCUGCUACAUUCACGGGUGUGCAGUGCGCCUCCAUCUAUCCCGCGGUAUCUGGGCAGAUGACGGCAACUUUCAAGAUCCGUCCGGAGGAAUGGCUCCAUGGCCCACCGGAUGACUCGUUUGCCGCAUUGUCUGCUUGUGUCCGAAGCCCGCAAUCUCUGUCUGCUCCAUUGCGCUUCCCACCGGAAUGGGCUCUCGCAAAGGGCUUGCAGCAUCUGGCAGAGCGCCAGAAGGUGGACCUGCUGACGACACUGCGACUGUCCUGCUCAGUGGUUCUGCCAACUUUGGAAGACUUGUACGCUGCACAAACAAAGCGUCGAUUGCCUAAGUUUCCGUGUGACGACCAAGCAUCACCGGCUGUGGAGGUCCGACACAUGCACAUGGAUUGCACUGGUGGCGAUUGUGUUGUCCUCAUCUUGGAUCCAAACUCUCCAAAAGAUCCACGCAUCAUUCCAAAAGACUUGCAGGAUGCAUCGGACGAGCUUUUCGACUUCGUUCUCGAUCAGGACGGACAGCCACGUGCCAGCGAGGCAUGGGAGGAGACGCUGGACACGCUGGGCCUCUCAGCAGAGACGGCUGCUGGCGCAGCUUUGCGGCUGCUGUGGCAAGCAGACGCAGACGUUCAGUCGACACGCUUGUCUGCCAAGCUGCAAGACCUUUGCUCCCACCAGGUUGCUUUGGUCAGCGACAGCAUGCCUUCGUGGGUACUUCGACUUGGCACCCUGAUGCCGCAGCUGUUCGAUCGCCACUGCCGCGAAGUGCUGCUGAGGUCAUUAGCUUUCGGCUUACCUUUUGCGGUUCAUGAUCGCCAGACGCGCGAGGUGGACCGCAGGUACAGCGAGGUCAUGAAGGCUGCAGAGGGGCGGGUAGCACAAGCCAAGAACCUCGGAGAUUCACGAGCACUGUCGCAAGCCUAUGAGCAUCUCUUUGAGUUAACGAAGCAGAUCUCACAGGACCCCGAGGUGUGGAUCGGAUCUUUGACAUCCGAAUUGGCCAAGGUGGACAGGGAGAGGAUUUGGGAUCAGGCCACAGCUUUGGCAGAGUGCUGCUUGUCAUCUUCGGGCGUGGUGGAGGUCCAAUUCAAGGACGAAACAGGAUUUGGUCGGGGAGUCACCCAAGGAUUCUUUAGUGAUGUUGCCAAAGAGCUGCAAAGAACCUCUCACAAUAGCCACGUGCCCAUGUGGGCCGAAUGUUUGGAAUCGGAGGGCGAGUUCCUGCGGAGUCGGCGUGGCCUCAUGGUGCAGCCGCUUCGAGCGGAGGAUCCCCGGCUCCCGGCCGUCUUGGCCCGUUUCCGCUCCCUAGGUCGCCUGCUGGCCUUGGCGCUGCGGGAGUCCUUCGUCGUUCCUCUUCCACUCGCGGCAACUGUCCUGCGACAGCUUCGUGGGGAAAAGGUUGGCUGCGAGCAUCUGCCACAGCCUGGAGAUGGACUUGCUGGAGAGUUCGUAGGAGCUUGUGCUCGCUUCCGUGCAGACAUAGCUGAGCAGAGCCAGGAGCAAAGGCAGGCUGCAUGUUUUGGCAAAGGCAGUUGUUCGCCGAACUUUGGGCACGCUUUGCCGAACGGAUUUCCUUCUUUGACUCUGCGGCUGUUUGGCUUUCUGCCCCCUCAGCACCUAUCCGACAAUGUGGUGAUGUGGCCCAUGGCCCAUCUCGGUCCGCUCUGUGCAGCAAGGGCCGCCUGCCACAAAGGGCUCUCUGUCGCGCAAGCUUGGUGGUCUCGGCUGAAUGGGACUUCCCAGAACAAAGUGUUGCCACCGCCUGUGCAGCGACCACCCAGUGCCGAGGAGCAGGUCAGCACCUUGACUGCGCAGAUCAAAGCCGUGCGCGGCGAGACUGCAGCGCUGGCGGAAGUUAUCCGCGUCAAGGACCUUCCCUUGACGAUCGCGCAGAAACUGUCCCAGAAUGAGCGGGAGGUGCAGAGCCAGGUCCUCAGAGCUGAGGCAGAGACGGAACGGGAUGUUGCUUUAGCGAAGCUUGAGCUGCUGGACCAUCACAGCCAGCGCGGCUGGGUCGUCAGCAAGACGGAGUUCGAGAAACUGGAAAGUCUCUGGAGCGAAUAUUCCGAAGCGAAGUCUGGCAGAGCCGCCGCGAUCGCCCACUCGGCAAGAAGCAGCAGUACCUGGAAUGCUGCACAACUCUCUGAAUAUCUUCCGGAAUUCUGGGUUUUACCAUGGUGCUCAAAGAUCGGCACCCAAAGAAGGAGCCUGGAGUCCCUGGAAACGUUCUUGAAAGAGUCGCUGACAGAGCUGCCAUCAGCCGUUGCUAGGGGAGCCUUACCUGGACUCUGCCGAGAAGAUCCGUGGCAAGAGCAGUACCUGGGCGAGGUGGAGAACGUUCUUCGUGUCCUCGGCUGCCCUGAGGGCAAGGUCGCAGGGCGUGAGCCAUUCCGCCGUCUCGCAGGUCUUUCAACGCUGGGUGCCAAAGAAGCGGCAUCACGCUGCGUGAUCGACAAGGUGAUGUUUCCCUUGUGUGCCGAGCUGGGCGUUGAAGUCACUCUGGAGGAGUACUUUCGGACUUCGCCAGUGCCUGUGAGUAUAUGCGACUAUGUCCUGCGGAGAGGUGGCCAAGUGCUGGGCACUCUGGAGGCCAAACGCUGCUCAGACGGGCUGCUGGCGCAGGGAGCAGUGCAGUGCACCUUGCAGCUGCUGGCUCUGUGGGACGGGCGCAUGACGAGGAAAAGGACUUCCCCCUUGCUAGGCAUUGUCACGGACGGUCGCUAUUGGCUGUGCAUUCAACUGCAUCAACGUUACCUGGCCAUCACCCCCUUAUUGGAUGCCUCCCAUGAAGAGCAGUUUUGGACGCUGCACGAUCCUGAGCUGAGUGAGCAGGGCAUGCAUACCAUGCACUCUUGGCUCUAUCAAGACCGCGGUUGCUGCGAGUCUGCAGAGCUUGGCGAAGGAUCCUGGUUGGGCAGCUCAGUACCUCGAGACUUCGGAGACCGUCGGCUCCUUCGAGGAGUGGGCAAGCAACGCCGAGUUUCUGGCGACGGGCUUCAGUGGGCCAUCGCUGCCCGCGCCGGAGUCAAAGGACCAAGCAAGAUGCGUGAGCCUGGAGAGCCCCGAACUCAGAUCCAAAAGGGCUUGGACGACUUUGUGGAUGCUGCGUGCUCCUUCUGGCUGGAUGUGGGUGUUCGAGAGCAGGUGCGUUCACUGCGCCGUGGUCUCCAUGAUGUUUUAGGCCCCAGAACGGGUGCCCUUUGGCUCUUCUCGCCUCUGGAGCUGCGAGAGCUUUUCUGCGGCGUAGAGUCCGUUUCCUGGACCAGCCAGGAUCUGUACGACCACCUGCAUCCGGCCGGCGGUUUGACUCGCGACGAUGAUGUCAUGGCUUGGCUUCGUGACGAGCUCCUGGAAAUGUCGCAGGCAUUGCGUGCCCGGUUCCUCGACUUCGCGACUUCGUGCCCGCGUUUGCCACCAGGAGGCCUCGCUAGCCUGAAGUUGACGGCCUCCCCAGGAGCAGGACGCUUCCCCCGAAGCCGCGCCUGUGCCAACCAGCUCUACCUGCCAAAGUACGAGAGCAGACAGGAACUGCACGAGAAGCUGACUGAAGCUCUGCUGGCCUGUGAGGGCCAUCAUGACGCUGAUCACUAA